Molecule: messenger RNA, 1065 nt
Organism: Solanum lycopersicum (tomato)
Lineage: Eukaryota; Viridiplantae; Streptophyta; Magnoliopsida; Solanales; Solanaceae
Product: fasciclin-like arabinogalactan protein 21
Source: RefSeq, a predicted model, not a curated record
AUGGCGUCCACUGUUAAUCUUUUCAUCUUCCUCAUUUCCAUUUUCAUCUGUACUGCAAACCCAAUGUUCUGUUCAACAUCAGAAUCUCGUCGUCACCUCCUGCAAACUCCAUCUCUAUCACCACUUCCGUUGGCCGUCAUUCUCUCAAAUCUUGGAUUCAAUGACCUUGCUGAUGCUUCUCUCAAUUCCUCCAUCUCCACCGUUAAUUUCCCACUUACCAUUUUUGCCCCUACUGAUUCCUCCCUCCUCACUUGCCCUUCUUGCUCCAUUCCCCUUCUUCUUCAAGAACACUCUGUUCUUGGUCUCUACUCGUUUCACUUCCUCCGGAGUUUAGCAUUUGGUACAAAGAUUGAAACUUUAGCCCCAACUCGAUGUCUCACGAUUACCCCAUCUCGAUUCGGAAAUUCUUCAAAGGAAGUGUUCGUUAAUGGGGUGGAAAUUACUAAACCGGAUAUGUACAACAAUGGGUUCUUCAUUGUUCACGGUAUACAGGGGUAUGUCUCUCAUCUUUCUUCAAUUUCUUGCAGAAUUGAGAGUAUGACUACUUUAUCCUUCCCGUUUCUUCCGCCGCCUACGGCAGCAUUUGCUGCCACGCGCGUGAUGUUAAAAGAUGUAAUGGGUCGUUUGCGUACUGGUGGUUAUACUUUGGUGGCACUUGCUAUGAGGGUUAAGUACCCUGAACUAUCAGAUUUGAAAUCAAUGACUGUUUUUGCAAUGGAUGAUUUGUCUAUAUUUGGUAUUGGAAUUGGGCAUGAGUAUGUUGCAAAUCUUGGGUUUCAUAUUGUGCCUAAUAGGCUGUUAAUGUCGUCGGAGUUGGCUGAAUUGGCUCCUAAUACAGAGCUGAUGACAAUGGACAAAGAGGGGAAAUUGGUGGUGACUACUGCAGGUGGCAAUGGUCCUUUGGUUCCAAUGAGGAUCAAUUAUGUUAAAGUCAAGGAUUAUGAUCUUGUUUACAAUAAAAGGAUUGUGGUUCAUGGACUCUCAACGCCAUUUCCGCGUAUUCAUCAUCAUGAUCCUUCUGCUGAUGUAUCCAUAAGAAUUUCAGAUGGAUCCUUAGGUCAAUGA